Molecule: messenger RNA, 786 nt
Organism: Naegleria fowleri
Lineage: Eukaryota; Heterolobosea; Eutetramitea; Acrasida; Naegleriidae
Exons: 5
Coding region: 1-786 (261 amino acids)
Biological process (GO): RNA methylation
Cellular component (GO): mitochondrion
Molecular function (GO): rRNA (uridine-2'-O-ribose)-methyltransferase activity
Source: RefSeq, a predicted model, not a curated record
AUGAACAAAUUACGCCGAUCACCUUUUCACCAACUUGGCCUCUUAAAAUUAUUUCGCAAUUCCUCCGUCACAUCAUCACCAUGUCCAAUCCUCCAACAAAUGUAUUGUGAAACAAUGAUAUCGACACCAUCAUUCCGAAAGUACUCUUCAUUAACAAAGAGCUCGGGUCGUUGGUUGGAAAGGCAGAGACGAGAUGCCUUUGUAAAGAAAGCAAAAAUUGAAGGAUACAGGUCAAGAGCUGCCUACAAGUUAUUGGAAAUUAAUGAGAAAUGCGGAAAGUUUUUGGAAAAGAGCAAAAUAAUUAUUGAUUUGGGUGCUGCUCCUGGAAGUUGGUCCCAGGUGGCAGCUGAGAAAAUGAAAUCGAACAGUAAAUUAAUCACUAUUGAUAUCCUUGACAUGGAGCCAAUUCAAUCUCCAGAAAAUAAGAACAUUAAAAUUAUUCAUUUGAAAGGAAAAUUUGAAGAGAGUAUUCCACAAAUAAGGAGUUAUUUGAAUGAAGAUGAAUAUGCAGAUUGUAUUUUAUCUGACAUGGCACCAAACACAAGCGGAGUGAAAACUCUCGAUCACAACAGAAUUAUUUUCUUGUGUAAUGCGGCCAUUGAUUUUGCAUUUGAGGUUUUAAAACAAGGAGGAUGCUUGUUGAUGAAAAUCUUCAGCGGAUCUGAAGAUAGUGUUUUGAGGAACGAGCUUAAACAAUACUUUGAAGAUGUGCAAUUCAUAAAACCUGCUUCAUCAAGAUCCGAAUCAAGUGAAACUUAUGUAUUUGCAAAAGGUUUUAAGGUGUAA